Messenger RNA from Hyla sarda, 1050 nucleotides. Its product is annotated as seven in absentia homolog 3-like. The record is from RefSeq and is a predicted model, not a curated record. Gene Ontology annotation, biological process: multicellular organism development; proteasome-mediated ubiquitin-dependent protein catabolic process. The coding region runs from base 1 to 696 and encodes 231 amino acids. Gene Ontology annotation, cellular component: cytoplasm. Gene Ontology annotation, molecular function: ubiquitin protein ligase activity; ubiquitin conjugating enzyme binding. The transcript is spliced from 2 exons. Lineage: Eukaryota; Metazoa; Chordata; Amphibia; Anura; Hylidae.
AUGAGUGUCAUAAUUGGCAAAGACAGGCUGCACUUCCGGAAUCGCUAUAAAACAUGGAUGGCUGCAUUGUUAUUGCCUAUUUUCUACAGUAAUUUCUUUUUCUUUCAGAAUGCUUCAAACAGAUGCGCAGUCCCUGAAGAUUCCGCUCCACAAAUCAGGCAUCAUCAUUGCCAUGAAACGGUCCACGACCCACAGCUGACUUCAUGCUCUUGCCCUUUGUAUGCCUGUAAAUGGGAAGGUCACUUGGAGGUGGUUGUUGCUCAUUUAACACAAACUCAUACCAUAAACAUACUACAUGGAACAGAAAUUGUCUUUCUUGCUACUGAUAUGCACCUUCCUGCACCGGUGGAUUGGAUAAUUGCGCAUUCAUGUCUGGGCCAUCACUUUUUGCUUGUACUCAGAAAACAAGAAAAAUACAAAGGAUACCCACAAUUUUUUGCUACAAUGAUGCUGAUUGGCACGCGGGCACAAGCUGAGAAUUUCAACUACAAACUAGAGUUGAACAGGAACCGCAGAAGACUGACAUGGGAAUCCAGCCCCCGCUCUGUCUUAGACUGUGUUGACUCUAUAAUUACAGAUGGUGAUUGCCUUGUGCUUAAUGCCUCAGUGGCUCAGCUCUUUGCUGAUAAUGGAAGUUUGGCCAUUGGAAUAGCAAUAACUGCAAGUAAACUUUGUGCCACUCAACCUGAAAUGUAAUUUGCCGGACAUCUGUGUUUGGAAAUCCAAACCUAAUUGGCUUUUUACCUUUCCUUGGCUUUCUAGCGCUUGUACAUAGGAAACGGUUGUUCUGACAGAAAUGUGUAAAGCAAUAUUUCUUUUUGAUGUGCUUAGAUUUAGUUUCUGUGAAAACUUUUUUUUGACUCAUCAAGAGCUAUUGACAGUACGAUGUCAUAUAAAGAUACUUGUAUGUUUUCAUGUGUACUGUAUAUUUAUAUGUAUAUAGGUUAAUCUCGAGUUAUAGCUAGAAAUAUCAAUAUCCAGUUAAGCUUGUCUCCCUGCCAUGUUGAUCCAGAGGAAACAACCAACCCCCACCCCCCCCCCCCCCCCCAC